AUGGCGAUCGCCAACAGUGGGGCGGUGCCGUUCGAUGAUGACUUGGAUGGCAACCUGGACAUUGACCCCGAUGACAUCACCGAGGUGGAAAUGGCCCGACAGAAGAUCAAGCAGCUGAUGCACGAGCAGGAGCGUGCGGCGGAUUACGAGGAUCGACUCACGAGGAAACUCCAGAGACUGGAUGCAGAUCUGGCAUCCAAGAGGGAGCAGGUGGAAGGCUUGCAAAGGAGUCUGAACCUGGAACGCAACAAGUUUGCAGAGGAGUACCGCAGCGAGAAGAGGGAGAGGGAAACCAAGGCGAAAACCCAGGAGGAGCGAAUCAGAGAGUACUUGACCGAGGUGCUCUAUACAAAGCCCAAGCAGAAGGAGAAACGCGGUGAAUUCCACCUCGAUACGGUCCUCGUGUCAUUUGUGAAGCCGAACGAAAGCUUCAGAUACAACUUGGCCUUCAGGGUGGAUUCAGGAACGACCGUUGCCCAGCUUCGGAAUAGCGCCUGCAAGUACUGGGGGGUCAGCUCCGAGUAUUUCAUCUUGCGGACCAUGGCCAACAACAAGUGCCAGGAUGAUAACAAGGUGAAGGAUUGUUUCAAGCAAGGGGAGAUCGCGCAGCUGCGGCUGGAGAUGAAACGCGAGAGCGCCGAGCCGCCCUCCGAGGAGGAGUUGAAGGCAAUUCAGCCCAAGAGCAAGAAGCGGGCGGGGAAUCGAAGCAAGGGCAAGCCGCGAUACAACGCGGAGGGUGUUGAGCAGAUUCAGAAAUUUGUGGAGAACUAUGCCAAUCAGUUGAAAAAGAUGGGCGGUGUGUUCUUUUUGCUGAAGCUUCGGGAUAGCAAGCCAUCGGAACAUGCUGGCAAGAUCAACCUUCGAAAUAUCCUCAUCUACACUGCGCUGGUCAUUUUGUCGGGAUACGUAUAUGUGGUGCGGCGACCUGUGGGGGAAGCCUAUUGGUGUGCCAAAGGCAUACAAGAUUACCUCCUGGUUUCCACGCCCCGCCUUGGUGGUGCCACUGGCAGCUGCACGGGCGCCAUGGGGCUGGACCGGCAACACUGUGUGCCCGGCUUCGAGGACGUUCAGACGUUUGACGAUAUUUGGGAUUGGCUGAACUAUACCGUCCCGGAGAUCUUUUGGGUCGACGAGCCAACGAGCCCCAUACUGCACACCUACAACCAGCUCCUGGGUUAUUUCUCCAUUCGAGUUCAGAACGUGAAGGAACCAACAACGCCUACAGAGUUUUGUGCGAACAAUGCGAAGUUGGUGGCUGACUUCAACGCACUGGCGGAUGAUGGCAACAAUUUGUCCAUUUCCUGCUUUCCGCGGGCCCUGAGCGACGCCAACCGAAGAACGGAUGCCUACCCCGAAAUCUCAUCAUAUUGGCGGAAUCAGACCAUGCAAUCGCAGGGCGACUCCCUGGCAGUGGUCCGAGGUCUUUCUGACCCCGGGCUCUUCAGGUCAAAGGAGUUGAAUCGCGAACGACAUGGCAUCAGCAACAUCGAAGGUCUCAUCGACACCUACGAUGCCAGUGGCUACAGUGUGGACUAUCGGAUGACCGUGUCGGAUCCGGAUGAGCACAUCCGAAUCCAAUAUCGUUCUGAUCUCCAAGUUUUCCGGGAUGCUGGCUGGAUCGGCACCACCACUCGUGUGGUGAUCAUGUCCUUCAGCACCUACAACCACGACUAUGAUGUUUGGACCGCCAGCGAUUUCCUCUUCGAGAUUCCUCCGGAUGGUGAUUUGAUGCCAAGUUUUUCCGUGAAACCCUUCAAACCACGGAUCUACGAGACUAGAGAUGAGCUCACGUUCACCUACAUCGACUAUGUGCGAUUAGCAAUUGCUAUCUACAUUUUGAUCUUCGUAGGAUGGGCGGAGCGUCAGCACAAAGUGCGCAACCACAAGGCGGGUUUUUACUAUCACAUCUCUCUGUCCGGAAUUACAGAUUUGGGCUUAGUGAUUUGUAUUUUCGUGACCGUCGUUUGGCGGACAGUUGUGUUCCAUGACCCGCCAACGGCAAGCUACAUCGAACUGGCGGACGACCAAGACCGUGUCAACGGCUUCCGUUCUUUCAGACAGUUGGCCUGGGAGUACAACACGGUCUUCAUCCUGGAUGGCAUUGUGAUGGUCUUCCUGAUGUAUCGGAUGAUCACAUUCUUCAGGUUGAGUCACACCAUCUACUUGCAGUGGAAAGCCAUCGGUCAGGCGUUGAAGGCCUUCAUUUUCUUCACACUGAUCUUUGUCCCCGCCAUUGCAGGCUUUAUUGUGGUAUCCACUGCUCUCUUUGGCAAGUACAUCCUGGGAUUCUCCAGCUUGAUGAGGACAUCAGUGUCCACCUUCAAGCUCACGCACGGCGACCUGCACCCCAAUAUCCUUGAUCGUGACGUGGUGGUGGGGGUGAUUUCCGCCAUGGCUCUCUACCUUUUGCUGACCUUCUUCCUGAUGAAUGUCUUCAUCACAAUCUUCGUGGAUGCCUACUACGUGAUCCGGCUCACCUGCACUCAGCCCGCUGAAAAGUGGGAUGGCCAGCGGAUCAGAAGCUGGGCGCUGCCUGGAGUUUGCGUCAGCAUGUUUCAGGCACGGAAGCUGGUUCGGGCCAUCGGGCAGUCUGGCCGUCCCAGGUGGAGGGAAGAGAUUGAGAGUCGGAGUGUGUUGUACAGCUCUAGCACGUGGCGGAUGUUUCACAAGCGGUUUCGGGCACCACUUCAGGCCGGGGCUUUGGCCCGGCGGCGAUUAGUGUGCCACGCGGCCGCGGAAGUGGCCACACUGGGGGUGGGACAGGCCAGCCCCGAAGCGGUCUCGAAGCCGCGAGCCCUGCAGCUGGUGCAGAUCGAUUUGGAGCAGAACAAGGUGGUUCUGAAUGAGGAGGAUCUGCAAGUCUUGGAAAAAGCUCUGGAGGAGACUGGUGUGGAGAAGGUGGCCAUCAUUGGAGUCAUGGGAGCCUUCCGCACCGGAAAGUCCUUCCUGCUGGAUCUGAUGCUGCGCUACCUGCGUGAGAAGCACCCGCCCAAGGGCUACGUCUCAAACCUGCCUGAGGCAUGUGAGGUUCCAGACUGGGUCGCGGAGAGACAAGUUCCUGAUUGGGCAGUGAACUGUGGCCCAAAUUUGCUGGAAGGUCGGGAGGGCAGUACCCAAGAUAGGGAAGGCUUUGUGUGGCGCCCCGGCAUGGAGAAAUGCACUGAGGGCAUUUGGGUUUGGUCAGAGGUCUUCGUGUGCAAAGCCGGGGAUGAGGAUGUGGCGGUGGCGCUCAUGGACACUCAAGGUGCUUGGGAUGCCCGCAUGAGCAAGGAGCAAAGCGCAACGAUCUUUGGCUUGACCACCCUUCUUGCGUCACGUCUUAUCUACAACGUCUCAAAGCAGAUUCAACAAGACAAGAUCGACAACCUGCUGUACUUCACGGAUUUCGCCAAAGCCGCUCUCCGAGCUCUUGAGAGGGACACGGGCGUCAAGCGCGAACCGUUUCAAACCUUGGAAUUCCUGGUGCGCGAUUGGCCGCACUAUCAGGAGAAUGUCGGCAUCCCUGCUGCCAGAUCGAUGAUGAAGAACCAUUUGGACCAGUACUUUGAUCCAAAGAUGUCUCAGGACACCAAGAGCGUUGAUGCACUUCGGGAUUUGUUUCAUGACAUCGACGUUUGGUGUCUUCCUCAUCCCUCCUUGAAAAUCGAAAAUGAAAGCUGGGACGGCAACCUGGCAGUCAUCGAAAAGCCCUUCUGGCGCUUCAUCAAUGGUUAUUUGGAGAAGAUCUUCGCCCCAGCAGAGCUCCAAGCAAAGCAAAAUCUGGGUGCCUUGGAGCAAUGCUGA
Cladocopium goreaui is the source of this 3783-nucleotide messenger RNA. The record is from the annotation of a GenBank genome assembly. Lineage: Eukaryota; Dinophyceae; Suessiales; Symbiodiniaceae.